AUCUGAGGCUGCUCGAGGAAUCCGUGCUUCCUUCUGCUGCGCUGUGCAAAGCCUCCCUCACCCAACCUCGCUCCCGCUUGCCGCCCCGCUAAACUGGGCAAGAGUUGCUACCCGCUUAUUUAGCAGCACCCACCGACUUCGCCUCUCGCACAGAACCUUAACUUCACCGUCCACACCUCGAAUCCAGAUCGCCUAAUCCACGGCCCCUCCACACCAACUCCUAUCUCGAACACCCUAAUCAGUCAACAUGGAAGAGGAAGUCGCUGCCCUCGUCAUCGACAAUGGUUCGGGUAUGUGCAAGGCCGGUUUCGCCGGUGACGAUGCGCCCAGAGCUGUUUUCCCAUCCAUUGUCGGCCGACCCCGUCACCAUGGUAUCAUGAUUGGUAUGGGCCAGAAGGACUCCUAUGUCGGUGAUGAGGCACAGUCAAAGCGUGGUAUUCUGACGCUGCGAUAUCCCAUUGAACAUGGUGUCGUCACAAACUGGGACGACAUGGAGAAAAUUUGGCACCAUACCUUCUACAACGAGCUGCGUGUGGCUCCUGAGGAGCACCCCGUAUUGCUCACCGAGGCUCCCAUCAACCCAAAGUCCAACCGGGAGAAGAUGACACAGAUUGUUUUCGAGACGUUCAACGCCCCCGCCUUCUACGUCUCUAUCCAGGCCGUGCUGUCUCUGUACGCCUCCGGCCGUACCACCGGUAUCGUCCUCGACUCUGGUGACGGUGUCACCCACGUUGUCCCCAUUUACGAGGGUUUUGCCCUUCCUCACGCCAUCUCCCGUGUCGACAUGGCCGGUCGUGACUUAACUGACUACCUCAUGAAGAUUCUUGCCGAGCGCGGUUACACUUUCUCCACCACCGCCGAGCGAGAAAUCGUCCGUGACAUCAAGGAGAAGCUUUGCUACGUCGCUUUGGACUUUGAGCAAGAGAUUCAGACGGCCAGCCAGAGCUCCAGCUUGGAGAAGUCCUACGAGCUCCCCGACGGCCAAGUCAUCACCAUUGGAAACGAGCGCUUCCGCGCCCCCGAGGCCCUCUUCCAACCUUCCGUCUUAGGUCUUGAGAGCGGGGGUAUCCACGUCACCACUUUCAAUUCUAUCAUGAAGUGCGAUGUCGACGUCAGGAAAGAUCUUUAUGGCAACAUUGUUAUGUCUGGUGGUACUACCAUGUACCCAGGUAUCUCCGACCGUAUGCAGAAGGAAAUCACCGCCCUUGCCCCAUCCUCCAUGAAGGUCAAGAUCAUUGCUCCCCCAGAGCGCAAGUACUCUGUCUGGAUCGGUGGUUCCAUUUUGGCUUCCCUCUCCACCUUCCAGCAAAUGUGGAUCUCUAAGCAGGAAUACGACGAGAGUGGUCCAUCCAUCGUCCAUCGCAAGUGUUUCUAAGCGUAUUCCUGCGUACGGUACUAGACAUCAUGGAAAGCCUGGUAGUGGGGUUAUCAGUUGGUUGAAGCUCCGUUAUGCCCGGGGUACUCAAAUUAUGAAUGUUCACAAAAUGGUGAAGCGUGACAGCGGUUGGGUGGUU
Molecule: messenger RNA, 1514 nt
Organism: Lindgomyces ingoldianus
Lineage: Eukaryota; Fungi; Ascomycota; Dothideomycetes; Pleosporales; Lindgomycetaceae
Product: Actin, gamma
Exons: 8
Coding region: 248-1375 (375 amino acids)
Source: RefSeq, a predicted model, not a curated record